Messenger RNA from Cladocopium goreaui, 2072 nucleotides. The record is from the annotation of a GenBank genome assembly. NCBI's taxonomy places the organism in Eukaryota, Dinophyceae, Suessiales, Symbiodiniaceae.
AUGGUGUCCGAAGCUCACAAGAUGGUUCAGGAAUCAGAAGAUAGAGCUCAGGGUUUGGAACAGUUGGCCCAGGAUGUUUACAAACAAGCCUGCGUUCGCAUUCAAGAGUUGGUCAAUGUGGCAGAAAAAUUGUACCAAUCCAAUUAUUGCAAUCAAGCUUCCAGUUCGCAGCUUCUGACCGAAGAGGAGAGACUGGCUGCUCUGAUCGCCACUCCCUCAGCCGUGUACCGUGAGCCAGAGGUUGCGAGCAGCAGCGACGACGUGUUGAUCCAGCAUGUUCCAUCAGAGGAUCAACGCAGUGAUAUCAUGACAAAGGGUCUCGCCCCCCAGAAGUGGUCUAGUGCUUUGAUGCUGGCCACCUUCGCCCGACGAGACUCUGCUCUUGCCUUCGGACGUCGAAAAACGGAGCUGCUGCAGCGGUUCUGGGAAGAGAAAGAAAAAGAGGCCAAAAGCAAGAGAUGCCAAGAGAAAAGAGAUGCCAAGAGCAAGAGACGUCAGAUGACUGGUAACCAUCCAAGGGCUCUUGCCCAUGCCUUGGAAGACCAGAUCCACGACAAGGACGUUGUUUGCACAGCCGUGUCACACGAUGGCAUGGUUUUGGUCUUCGCGCCUGAAGAGAUGCGCAACCAUGAAGAGGUAGUGCAGGCUGCGGUCUCGCAGAAUGGCCUUGCUUUGGAAUAUGCCAGCCCAAGGUUACGAGAGAAGACCGAAACAGUGCUGGCUGCCCUGGGGCAGAACCCUGAUGCCAUCCAUCAUGUGCUGCCUAUUGUGAGGGACGACCAUCGGAUGAUGGCCUUCGGUCAAGAACGCAGGCCAUGCUUGCUGGAGAUGCUGUCUGAGCGCCCUAGGCCCAUGGCACUGAAGAUGGCACUGGCUCGAAUCCGCAUGUUUGUGGAGCCUCUCUUGAAGGAGACAAAGACAUCUUGGGAAGAUGCACGCUUUGUCUUGAGAAAGAUGAAUUCGCUGGCAGAGCUCCAGGGGGCCGUUGAUGAUCCUAAGGCCUUUAUUGAUUCGCUCAACAAGCGGCAAGAUGAUAUGGGACGAGAGUGGGUCAUUGCAACUUUGCGCUUCCGCUUAGAGCCCCUUGCAGCUGAGCAAGACCUGUGGUGGGACGAGAUGGUUCCUGUCCUCAAGAGCUGCAGUCGCAAGGAGCUGCUACAAGCGCAAGAGAACGGUAAGCGCUUCCUGGAAACUAUCAACAACAAGACCCGUGGCGAAACAGCUCAACUGCUGGCCAUCGCUAAACUUCGUCGGCCAUUCUCGCGGGUUUUGCCUGUUGGACUUCCUUGGGCCGAUGUUGUUCCAGCACUUCACAAGGUGGAGACGUUGAAAGAGCUGCAAAAUGCAAGGGAAGCGCCUGACUUGCUGAUGUGGAAGAUGUCGAACGCGCAGCAGGAAUGGCCACCGGCAGUUCUCUACAGCUUCUUGCGGUUGAGGCCAAAGAUGGAGCCCAAACUGACAGAGCUUGUGCCUGGCGUCAUGUGGGAGGACUUUGUGAAGUCCUUGCAGGUGUUGGAUCCUAUGGAGCUUCACCAAGCAUCUCAGAGCCUCUACCGUUUUCUUCAGCUCCUCGAGAUCUAUCCAGCAGAUCCACCUGGCAGAUGGUGGUUCAUCGCCCGUUUGCGCCCACACAUCGAGCUGGCUUUGGAUACACAAGGGAACACAUGGGAGGAAGCCGUAGAGAUGAUGUUUGAGAUGGACCCAGCCUUCGAUUUGAAGCCAGCCAUUCACGAACCCCUGGUCUUCUGCGAGCAACUUGCGGAGGGUCCACAGCAUUUGCGGUGGAAGACCACACUUCGGCCGGAGGAACUGAAGGCAGAGUUGCGAAAGGCGGCUGAGGACGGCUGAGGACGGCUGAGGACGGCUGAGGACGGCUGAGGACGGCUGAGGACUGAGAGCUGAUGGCAUUCGUUGAUGCCGGCGCCAGCUCCAUGGCCAAAAUGGCCAGCCGACCGUUAAACGGCUCGGGUCAAAAAGAGAGGGAGAAGUCGCGAUAAGUCGCGAUUGGAUCCCGGUCCCUGAACAAGUAGUGAUAUGAUGUGACAUGAUAUUUGCACUGGCACUGUCUAAAA